AUGGAGCAAGCACAGAAAGCGCUACAGGCGCUGUCAGAAGAAUACCAGAAUCUUCAAGCUGAACUAGAAACAAUCAUCCUUGCUCGACAAAAGCUCGAAUCACAGCAGCAAGAAAACCAGGCCGUACAGCAAGAAUUCGCAUCCCUAGACGACGACUCAAACAUCUACAAACUCGUCGGACCUGUGCUUCUAAAGCAGGAAAAGUCCGAGGCCGUGAUGGCUGUUGAUGGUCGCUUAGAGUUCAUUGAGAAGGAGAUAAAACGGAUAGAGGGCCAGAUACAGGAGAUUAAUAAUAAGAGUGAUAAGAAAAGGACGGAGAUUAUUCAGCUGCAGUCACAGAUUCAGCAGCAACAGGCUGCUGCUGGCGCUAUUGCUGCUUAA
Molecule: messenger RNA, 381 nt
Organism: Talaromyces amestolkiae
Lineage: Eukaryota; Fungi; Ascomycota; Eurotiomycetes; Eurotiales; Trichocomaceae
Exons: 5
Coding region: 1-381 (126 amino acids)
Biological process (GO): chaperone-mediated protein complex assembly; protein folding
Cellular component (GO): cytoplasm; prefoldin complex
Molecular function (GO): protein-folding chaperone binding
Source: RefSeq, a predicted model, not a curated record